AUGCCGGUCCCUUUGCAAGUCGCCUACAAACCCAUCUCGAAGCCCGAGAUUGGCGUGAAUAACUACCAGGGUUUCAUGCGUGGGAAAUCUGAAGUUAUCAAGAAAGGCUCCAAUCCCUAUGACGCUCGACCAUUAGAGUCCGACAUUCGAUUAGACCAUGAUGUCGAAAUCAAAGUUCGAGAUGGUUGCAGACUUUAUGUGGAUAUCUACCGGCCUGCAGAUGCAAAAGAGGACGAGAAAUUGCCUGCGGUCAUAAGCUGGUCUUGCUAUGGCAAGAAGUAUUCAGCCUUACACAUGCUACCGAUAUGUGUUUGGAAUUGCUGUGUACCCAAGGAGUCAUUGAGUGGAUUGGAGAAGUUCGAAGGCCUCGACCCAGUCACUUGGUGUCCCCGUGGAUACGCAAUCGUCUCGGUCGACUCACGUGGAACUGGCAACUCUGAUGGAUCGAUUCCAAUCAUGGGCUCCCAAGAUGCCGAAGAUUGCUACGAUGUAAUCGAAGCGAUCGCGGCAAUGCCUUGGUCAAACGGAAAGGUCGGCAUGGCUGGAAACUCAGCGCUGGCCAUCAUCCAAUGGCAUGUUGCUUCACUUCGUCCACCUCACCUCGCGGCCAUCGCACCCUGGGAAGGAUCUGGCGACAUAUACCGAGAGCAAUUUUGUCGUGGAGGCGUCUUUAGCAUGUCAAAUUUCGACCUCAUUACGCACUUCAUCAUUAAGUCGAACACAGUCGGCGGCGGAAUCGAGGACUUUGCAGAGAUGUAUCGAAGAUCACCUGUGGCCAACGCAUACUGGAGCGACAAGCGUGUCGAUAUGACAAAGAUUGAUGUACCAGUCUUCAUCAGUGGUAGUGACUUCAGCAGUAUCCACACAAUGGGCUCUGUAAGAGGAUGGCUAGAAGUACCCCAUGAUAAGAAGUGGAUCCGUUGGAGCUCGUACCAAGAAUGGUAUGAGUUAUACUGCGUCAAACAUUCUGACCAAGAGCUUCACAAGUACUUCGAACGGUUCUUGAAGGGCAUUGAGAAUGAUUGGGAGAAGACACCAAAGGUGCGGUGGUCGGCGCUACAAUUCGGAGAUCGGGAAGCCAUCGACGAUAUCGAAUACACAGACUACCCUAUCCCAGGCACCGACUUCAAAGAAUUUCACCUGUCGAACUCUGGCCUACAAGAAAAUCCCAUAUCCGAGGAUACCGUGAUAGCGUACAAUUCCGAAGACGCGAAGUCUAUCGCUGAGUUUAAUUGGACAUUUCCUCAGAAGGGUAGGCUCAUUGGCUUGCCCAAGGCUGUUUUGUACAUGUCAUGCCCGUCUCAUGACGACAUGAAUGUUUUCGUUAUUCUUCGAAAGCGCAGUAAAGAAGGGAAGCUUUUGAUGCACCUUUGCUUCCCAUUCUCUGCUAUACCGGAACACAUUAAGCGUAUAGAUGACAUCCCUGAAAAGGAACAAGCUAGCCUGAACUUGCACCUCGGAAGUGUGGGUGUGCUCAGAGCAAGCCAUCGGAAAUUCGAUCCUGAGAGGUCAAUUCACCCACAAUUUCCAUUCCAUCCACACGAUGUCGAGGAAAAGAUUCCCGCAGGCGAGAUCGUGAAGCUAGAAAUUGGUAUAUGGUCCAUGGGUGUCGACUUUGACGAAGGGGAAACAUUGAGUGUCCAGAUCUCUGGGUCCUACCCUUCUAUUGCAGAGUUUACUGCCUUUUCCAAGCCACGGCCGGAGGAAGAGAAGAAUAAGGGCGAGCAUCGAAUUCAUUGUGGACCUCAAACUCCUAGUAGAGUUAUUUUACCUUUUGUUCCAUUGUAG
Messenger RNA from Aaosphaeria arxii CBS 175.79, 1788 nucleotides. Its product is annotated as alpha/beta-hydrolase. The record is from RefSeq and is a predicted model, not a curated record. Lineage: Eukaryota; Fungi; Ascomycota; Dothideomycetes; Pleosporales. The transcript is spliced from 3 exons. Bases 1 to 1788 code for a protein of 595 amino acids. Gene Ontology annotation, molecular function: dipeptidyl-peptidase activity.